AUGUCUGACAACUUUGAGCAAUUCUAUUCUGAUCUCAAGAAGGUUGAGGAAAAAGAUUCGGUUUUAACGUCGGAUCAACAGAUUACGAGGCUCCUGAAACCUGGCUCCACUUACCUCAACUUGAAUCCUUUUGAAGUCCUUCAGAUCGACUCUGAUUGCACAAUUGAAGAAGCAAAGAAGAGAUAUAAACGCUUGUCCAUCUUGGUGCAUCCUGACAAAAAUCCAGAUGACAGGGAACGCGCGCAACGAGCUUUCGACAUCCUGAAGGUGGGUGAAUAUAAUUUUUCUUGGAGUUUAGGUAGAACACGAGUAAAGAAUGGGGUCCAAACUUGUGGAAAACAAUUUACUUUUAUUGAAAGAAGUUACGAUUGAUAUUUGGGGAUACCGUUUUUCAAAAAUCACUGAAGAGUGACGUCUGUAAUAAAUUUCUAUUUUUUUAGAGAGCCAUAACGAAACUCGAAGAUCCAGAUGAGCUAGCUCGAUGCAAAGAGGUCUACACUGAAGCCAGAGCUAGGUUAGCAAUUGUUAUGAGUGAAAAGAAACGAAAGCUGAGGAAAGAAGGAAAGCCCGACGAAAUUGAAGAAGAUUUUGAAGAUGGAUACAAAAAAGCCCUUUGGGUGACUGUUACUAAGGUAAGAUGGUAAUUCUUAGAGGCUGUGAGGCCUAUAGGAAGUACGAGAAAUCGACUCAUCCUAAUAUUAAUCAUUUUUGAUGAUGACCAACAUUUUUCUUUAUCCUUUUUGGAUUUAAAAAAUAAUUUAUUGAGCUUUAGGUCUUCGCCGACCGUGAAAAAAAGCGUCGCGCCAUCGAAGAGCGUCAACGCGAAGAGAAACGUCGAACGGCCGAAGAAUUACAAAAAGCGGCCGAAAAACGAAAAUUGGAAGAAGAAUACAAACAGAAUUACGAGUCCACCAGAGAUGAGAGAAGAGGAUCGUGGAGGGAUUUCAUGAAGAAGAAGGAGAAAAAAUUGGCCACCUAUCAAGGCGCAAAUUUCCGACCAGUCACCGCCAAACUUGAAACCAGCAAAGCGCUGCCAAAUCAGCCGACUAGAAAGUUCUGA
Molecule: messenger RNA, 1060 nt
Organism: Bursaphelenchus xylophilus (pine wood nematode)
Lineage: Eukaryota; Metazoa; Nematoda; Chromadorea; Rhabditida; Aphelenchoididae
Source: the annotation of a GenBank genome assembly